CGCUUAUGUUUCAAAAUGGCAACCGUACUACCUUAUACAAAGUUAAAGAUAUUACAAUAACUGUUAUGAGACAGAACGGGGAUUGAGCUUCUGAAUAAAGUUUAGUAAUUUUAUGCAUAAACAAUGGGUUCUGGUUCUAGUAAUCAAAUUAAUACAGCAGAGUCGUCUUGUUCCAAUAUCACAAUCGAGCAAGGAAGUCACAUCUCUCAACCAAAAAGCAGAAUGUUCAGGAAAGUUAGGAAGGAUUUAAAUGGAAAAUCUAAAGCAGAUGUUGUUAGUUUUGAGAAACCAUUACAGAAUAAUGAUGUUCAAAACACAUUUAGUUUUUCUAAUACUUCUGUAAUUAAAGAAGAACCUUGUCAAAACUGCUGUAAAAAGUUUAAAGAGCUGGAACAAGAGUUAGCUAGAGUGGAAAGUGAAAGGUUGGAUUUACUAGAUCAAAUCCAGCUAUUUGAGGAAAGAAGUAAAGAAAAAAAUGUGCAAGGGUCCCAGUCAAGUGAUAGUUACCCUGCCUUAUUUAAUGAGUCUCUUCAUGUUAAAGACCAGUGUAUUUUAAAAUUGGAAAAAGACCUUCAGAAAGCUGUAGAUGAUUCUAACAAAAUGCAAAGGAAACUAAAAAAACAAGUCAGAGUGCUUCGAAAACAAAUUCAGGAAAUGCGUCAAGAAACCUUUAUAAAUAAAAUGGAGGUGAAGGCGCAGCAGAGAGAAUUAGAAGAAGAAGAAUCUCAGUUUUCAGAGAUAUCAACUAACAGAAGAGAACUGAAAACUUUAAGCGAUUUUUCAAUGGAUGAAAAUAAUCACUCUAAGGUUCAGAUUGAUGAAAAUAAUCACUCAAAAGUAAUUGUAGAGCUUUCUAGUCAGCUGAAUGAACAGAAUGACUUGAUCACAGCAUUAGAACUUAGCAUUGCUAAAAAAGAUUUGAAAAUUCAAGAACUUCAAAUGGCUCUUGGUAAACAAUCAAAGACUACAGAUUCUCACAAAUCUGACACCUACAAAGCUAUACAAAGUGUAACAAAUGGUAUUUUUUCACACAAAGAGUCAGUCUCUUCUCAAAGCAGUUUAGAAAAAAAAAGACUGAAAAAUGUUGAAGAUAAACCAUUUGUGUGUGACAAAAAGACUAACAAACAAAACAUUUGUCCAACUUAUCCAAGCUAUGAAAGACAACCUAGUGUAUUAUCAGACUCUGACUCAGACUGGGAUGUUAAUACUAGUCCACCAAAUAAUCUAUUUUCAAAUGAAACACGAGUUAGAAGUGCUGAGUUUACAUCAAAUAAAGUAAAGGAAGAUACUGCUACCAAACCUGCAAGUGCAAGCCCCUUAGACAGUAGAGAUAACAAAAGAUUACACAAAGUUGAGCAACAGCUUUAUGGAAAACCAAACACACCCCUGUUGGCAUUUGAUAGCAGUAACGAUAAAAUGAAAUCAGGCAUCAAUUUUGAUUCUAGUGCUCUCCUUUUUGUUGAUUCAUCUAAGCGACUCUAGAACUUAUAUUUUUAUUGAGCAGUUUUAUACAAUUUUAUAAAAAUUUAGUUCAUUUUGUCCACCAGUGAAAAAGAUAUCAAUUUUUCAUAAUAAAUACUUGAUCUGUUGUCCUUUUUUCCACUCUUCUUUUUUAAAAUGCAGGUUUCUCUCAAAUACUU
Molecule: messenger RNA, 1640 nt
Organism: Physella acuta
Lineage: Eukaryota; Metazoa; Mollusca; Gastropoda; Physidae
Product: myosin heavy chain, striated muscle
Source: RefSeq, a predicted model, not a curated record